This is a messenger RNA of Centropristis striata (black sea bass), 2797 nucleotides long. RefSeq names its product HPS1 biogenesis of lysosomal organelles complex 3 subunit 1 (gene hps1). The record is from RefSeq and is a predicted model, not a curated record. Gene Ontology annotation, molecular function: guanyl-nucleotide exchange factor activity. Bases 290 to 2329 code for a protein of 679 amino acids. NCBI's taxonomy places the organism in Eukaryota, Metazoa, Chordata, Actinopteri, Perciformes, Serranidae. Gene Ontology annotation, cellular component: BLOC-3 complex. Gene Ontology annotation, biological process: melanosome assembly; vesicle-mediated transport. The transcript is spliced from 18 exons.
GAACAGUGCUACAGGGCGGCUCCUCAGCAGAGCUUAAUAUCUCUGUUUUCAGAUCACCGCCAGCUUCCUGCUGCUGCUGUCACAUGACUCCGCUGCUGUAGGAGGAAGCAGCAGCGAUCAACACGUCCACGAUCUGAGGACAGAUCAAGUUUUGGACAACAGAGACAGUAGACUGAGAUGCUGGGAGCAGAAAACACGCAUCUUUUUCUUUGCAGCAUAAUGCAUGUGGAGUGGUCAGAGUGAAUAGCACACCACAGUGAAGCAGGACAGGGGCGUGUCCGUGGACCAGAUGAAGUGCCUGCUCAUAGCCAGCGAGACCGCAGAUAUCCUCUUCCACUGGACCGACCCCGAAUUUCAGCAGAAAGUCCAAGAGCAGUAUGGGGCGUCUCGAGAGGAGGGCCAGGGGCUUCCAGCCUUUGAGGACAGCAUCAACACUCUGUUUGCGCCCAUCAUUAUCUCCUGCAUCACCAUGGUGGACAGGCUGGGUGACAGCUACACCUCCUUCACUACAGAAAACAACCAUAUCUACGUCCUGCACCAGUUCGAUGAGUGUCUCUACAUUGCUGUGAAUGGAGACGGUGAGGAGGGAGAGGGUGAUCUGAGGAGGAAGAUUUAUGUCGUGAAGAAGAUGAUUGAAGUCAUGUUUGGCAUGGUCACCCUCAGCAGUAACCUCCUGAAGAAAGAGCUGCGGCCUCAGGACACGGAGCAGAGAGCGAGGCUGUGGAUGCAUCUCCAGAGCCUGCUGGAGACCUACAGCCGCCUCCGAGAGAACGACCAGAGCUUCUUAGUGGAGGCGGUGGAGAGACUCAUCCACCCCACGCUGUGUGAGCAGUGUAUCGAGUUCCUGGAGCGCCGUUUGGUUCAGCAGCUCAACAGCAGCGUAGAGAGAGCAGGAGAGGAGGUGCUGCACGCCUUCAUCCUGGUUCACACCAAACUGCUCGCCUUCUACUCCAUCCGCAGUGCGAGCACGCUCCCCACCUCAGACCUCCUUGCCCUCAUCAUCAUGGCACAGAAUAUGUAUCCUAGCAACGUGGAGCUGGAUGAUCAAAAUCCAGAGGACGUUGAGAGCACCUCCGGUUCUGGUCCUGAAAGUUUUUAUACUCCGGAGCCUUCGCCGACAGACAGGGACUCCUGCAGCUCAGACAGGCCAGUGAGAGGAAGCACUCCUGUGUUUGAGUUUGUGGACCCAGACGAGAUGGCAGAGGACAGUUUACAUACUCUGGAAGUUCCUCCACCCGACCCUUCGACCCCACGCAGAGUCUUCUUAGAGGUCUCCCUCAAAGAUGGGCUGUAUCCCAUGAUGCCUCACUCCAUGUACUGUUUGCCACUGUGGCCUGGCAUAACACUUGUUAUGCUAACGAAGAUUCCUACCAGUGCAGUGGCCAUGUCAGUAUAUACGUUUUUGGAGGCCUUCGCCAAACUGGAAAAGCGUUUAAAUGAAGGCCAAGAAGGUUCUGCUGCUACUAGAGGCCAGCCGACCAUACACGACAUCCGCAGCAAACUGGAUAAAUUCAUUAAAGCCCUGGGGCAGAGUGAGAUUCAAUCUGGACAGUUACAACAUGCCUGGACAGAGUUCAAGAACCGAGCCUUUGCCAGAGGAGGACCAGGGUUUAACAGAGAGCUCAUUUCCUGCUGUAAGAACAUGAAGACCCAGCUGUGUGGAGUAUACCGACAGUGUUUCCUCAUUGAAUCUGGACCAGCAGACAACCCUCGCCGCCUCUCCCCCGGCCUGCAGGAACGAGCUCAGAGCAUGGUAAGAGAGAAACUGAUGGACUGGAAGGACUUCCUGUUGGUGAAAAGCAAGCGGAAUAUCACCAUGGUUUCUUACCUGGAGGAUUUCCCGGGACUCAUCCAUUUUAUUUGCGUGGACCGAUCCACUGGCCAAAUGAUUGCGCCGUCGCUCAACGUCACUGAACGCAACACGUCUGAGCUGGGGAAGGGGCCAGUGGCUCAGUUCAUGAAAAGCAAGGUGUGGAACCUCGUCAGCACAACACGGCGAUAUCUCCAGAAGGGUUACUCCACAGUCACGCUGCGGGACGGAGACUUCUACUUCUGCUACUUCCUCUGGUUUGAAAAUGAAACGGGCUUCAAGUUAGAGGCAGGGGACAUACCCACCCUCCCUGAUGACUCUGCCCCCAUCGGGAUGCUUGCCUGGGACUACUACAGGAAGCUGCUGCGAUAUUACAGCAAGAAUCACCAGGGCGAGGUGGUGAAGUGUUACGAGCUGCUGACAGUUCACCUGGGGGUCAUCCCCACUGAGAUCAUCCUCCAGCACUGCAGACAGCUGGCGAGCAAACUGUGGGAGCCUUCGCGCAACCCUCUGCUGUAGACACACCCACACAUUUGAACUGAAUCACAGUAGCCAAGGUACUCACUUGUCGUACUGCCAAGGACAGAAAAAGACCUCUCACUCUCGAUAAACCUAUUCUGUGUUUCAUGUUUCCACCAUUUCACUGAAUAUAAGAUUAUAUAUGCUAUAAGUUUAUUACAGGCACUUAUGUUUAUGAUUUGCACAGUCAAACACAUUGUGCACCGUUAUGUGUCUUACAUGAAGCAUAGUGAGAAUAUCUCUCCUUAAUUUUUGUAAUAUAUUUUUGACAGGCUUUCUAUUUAUUAGUAAUUUUUGACAUGUUUUUGUGUUGUUUUUGCUUUUAAAAAGUUGCAGUUUUAUGAAUAUAGAUACCGACCAAUGUUGCCUUUACUACUGCAAGUGUCUAUCAAACAUGCAACAGCAAUUACUGUAUAUUUCCCUUAAUAUAGAUUAUUUUUCUGGAAAAAAUAAAUAUCGCAAUUCUCA